This is a messenger RNA of Rhinolophus ferrumequinum (greater horseshoe bat), 4927 nucleotides long. RefSeq lists its product as uncharacterized. The transcript is spliced from 4 exons. Lineage: Eukaryota; Metazoa; Chordata; Mammalia; Chiroptera; Rhinolophidae. The record is from RefSeq and is a predicted model, not a curated record. The coding region runs from base 182 to 958 and encodes 258 amino acids.
GCUCAGCCCUGGCCUGGGCCGUCCUCCUGUGCACACUCUGCACCUCCCAGGAGACACCCCAACUUGUGGAAACAGUGGGCUUUGGGUAGAUGGGGUCCAGACUUCGUUUUUUUGUAGGAGAGUUUUAGGACUUGUUCAGGCCGGUAAAUCACAUCGGGUCUCAGCCCACGGUUCCCCCCUUAUGAGCGCUUGCUGUGUGUUUUGGCCAGUUCUGUUUUACCUGGAAAAUGCUCUCGCCCUCAUAAGCGGGAGGACGCCAGCGCUCGUCAGACUGGGUGAGGACUGCACUGUGAAGGGCCCCCACCUGAGCCUUCCUUCUCCCCCAUAUCUCCCUGCAGAGCCGGUGCCCCUCCCCCCAGAUACAGGCCACGUCACUGUCUGUCACAGCAGGACUGGUGCAAACCUCACCCUGGAGUGCAGAGCCGAGGGGGCCUCGGAGUUCCUGAAUGUGACCUGGUGGCACAGUGACGUCCCCAGGAAGUGGCAGCAGAGAGGGACCCUGGGACCAGGCUCCAGCGCCUGGCCCCUGGCUGUGAGCCUGCCCCUGGAGCAGCUCAACACCAGCUUCACCUGUGCAGUCAGCAACCAGGUGGACCGGAAAACGGCCACCACCACCCUGGGGGACGUCUGUGCCCGUUAUUCCCAGGGACAGGCCACUGGUCGCCACGUGGCAGGCAUUGCAGGUGCUGUCAUGGUCGUACUGCUGACUGUGGUAGCCGGACUCUACUUUUGGAAGAAACGUGGGAAGAAGAAGGAGAUGGAGGCUGGAACAGGUGCGGGACUGAAGGAUGGCUGUCGGGUCCAUGAGGAUGGCAUCUGCUAUGCAGAGCUGAGCCAGCAAGUGUCUCAGGAGGGAGGGGACAAGGGCGUCCGUGAGCAACCUCUGGAAGGAAAGAUACCUGUCACUACUAUCUACAGUGAGGUCCACAGGCCAGGACAGGCCGCGAAGGUCAUUUGAGUGGAAGAAGCAGGAGAAGGCAGCGCUCCCAGGAUGUCUCCGUUCCCAGCAGGACGGCUGCGCACACGACCUCUCCCAGCUCUGCUCCAGCUCCCGCGACUCUAACCCUUGUGCCCUAGCUCCCUGGUCACACACGGCCAAUGGCACGUGUGGCACUUUUUCUGUUGGUAGAAAUGGGAUCUCUGGGAAUGUGGGCACCCCCGCUGCUGGGUGGGCCAUCAUCACUGCGUUAUCGCCACGGAAACAGCACAGGGGAGGAGGGUGCCUGGCUUGCUCUCGUGCUUCCUGCAGCCUCUGGCCUCGGUCACCACCACACUUCCUGGGUCCUCUACUCAUGGGCCAUGCCACCGCUGCUCCAAUGGUUCUGCACGUCCACGAGGCCCAACCCACCCGCCGUCAGAGGUACUGAUGUAUGGCUCUUCCGGGGGUCCUCCUGUGUGGUGCAGAGGAUUCUUUGUUGGGCGAUGGUGUCCCAGUGACUGACUGCGGCUUAACGGGGGGAGGCAAAGGAAAGACUCAGGCUGUCACACUGCUGAUUCUGCUUUUCCUGUAAGAGGAAGGGCUUCCACCAAAGGAUGCUGACUUCCGGUGCGGAGGGGCAUGACACCAGGGUGGUCCCUGGCUCUGAACAGGCAGAACCUGUGAUAGGAGAGCGGCUCUAAACCGAAUCGCUGUCAGAUUCCAUCAGAAUUGUUGCACACUUCCCACCUUGGACCCCAGCACCUCCUGGCUGAGUUGGAAAGUACAUUCAGAUCCGAUGAAUUGGUCCCCUUGAGAAGAGGGCCAGAGCCAGAAAGGACCGUGAGGUUACAUGACCAUUAAAAGUGUCCCAGAGAGAGGAGCUCUGCCCCCUCAUUAGAAAAAUGAGGCAGUGAGAUAUGACACAGGGCGGAGGAGCUUGGGCCACAGUGAAUGUUGUGAUUUGUCUUCUUUCCUAUCUAUGGAGGGAAUUUGCAAGGAGCUACCAAAAUCUUCUGAGACGAUGUAAUGAAAUGGACAAAUUUUAUUCACCAAAAUUCCAAAGAGGCUGAGACAGGCAGACAGGCAUGAGAAAAACAUGAGAUAAGCAAGUGGAGUUGAGAGGCUGGACUCCCACUCUGAGGGGGGCGUCACUUGUCAGAGGUGGGAUUUGAAAGGACAGUGAGGGGACUGCCAACAAGAUGGCCGACGCUAUGCCCUGUGAGCCUUCUUAGGACAACCUCCAGAGGUGCAGCGAGCUUAUUUAUGUUCUGCUCCAGUGGCUCAUUUCAGGGAAUGCAAAUAGGUCUGAAUCAUCACAAAACUUUGCAUGGGGUGGGGAGACUGUGAGAACAGAGGGCUCAAAAGUUCCUGGAGACGAGAUGGCACUGGAUCAUACAGGCUGUAAGAGUCGGCCUCAGAUCAAGUUUGAUGAGCUGACAUCUGAGUUACCUAAAGAUGCGCAUCUCGAAAAACACAGGACCAGGUGGAGUCCCUGUCGUGUUACUGACUGACAGGGCGCCAUUGCCCAGUGGUGCACGGUGGGUUUCCACGUGGGGUGAAGCUCAAACUCGGCUGCGUAUUUAGGCGGAUGAGUGUGCAACGCCACGGAUCCACCAGGACUUCAGCAGGAACGGAGCUGCCAUUCUUCCUCUUCCCAGCCAUGUCCACUCCUCCCCUCCCAGGACAAACCCCAGACAGCCCCUCGUGACGAGGAGUCAUAUAUGGGAACUGGAUCAGCAGCUUCCCAGAAUCAUAAACGGCCUCUGUGCGGCCGCACCCAGCCCUCAUGACUGAUCAGCAAGUAUCUCCCUGGCCUCUUGUUCCUCGUUUGUAUUUUACCGGGUCCAGAAGAAAAUUAAAUUGCUUCCCCAAGCAAUAUCAUGGAACAUGUCUGUAUUAGCUUAGUCAGCUUUUAUGCAUGUGCGUUCCUGAGCACCACCUGUAACCCAAGUCUUGUCUGGGGCAGUUGUGAUGGGGGUGAGAAAGCGCACGGAUGGGAGAGAAGGGGAGGUCUUUUUCUUGGACAACUUAUAUUUGUCAAGCCAGCAAGUUAGUUUGUUAAAGGUGCUCAAAUUCACGAAUUAUCAUGGAAAAGGAAAUGAAACAAGAAACCGUUUUUCCUAUCAUACUGACAGUCAGGAUAACAGUGACCCGUAUUGGCAAGACUGUGAGAAAACGGGAACUCCCGUGCACUGUCCGUGGGAAUGUAAACAUGCCCAGCCAUUUGGGGAGCAAUUUGUCAGUAUAUAAAUGCACAAUUCACGUUGAUCUUGAAAUUCUACUUUUAGGAAAUGAUCUUAACAGGCGGAAAGCCGUAUAUUUGCUCAAAGAAACAUGUUAAAGGGUGUUAUGGCUGAAACUGCUAGUUUCCUACCCAUUCUCUACCCUCUUCCUCCCAACUGUGUAUUUGGUGGUAGUGAGGAGCCUACUAAAAACUGACAUUUCCCAGACUCCCUUGUAGGUCAAGGAGGGCCAAUGAAAUGUAAGCAGAAGUCAUUGGGUGGGACUUGAGGGAAAGCUGUCUCACCCAUCUCCUCCUUUCUUCUUUCUGUUGUCUGGAAUGUGGACGUGAUAGCUAGCAUUCCAGCAGCCAAGGUCACAUUUCAGUGACCUUGACGAUGGGAGCCACACGCAAGGACCAGAAACAUACAAGGAGUCUGGGACCCUGACGCUUCACAGAAUCACCAUUUUUUACUCUGCAGUUCUCCCCUACACAUGUUUUCUGGACACGAGACAAAGAAGCUCAUAAUUUGCUCAGGUCCCCAGGGUUAGAGCUCUCUCGUUAGCAGCAAAGUGUGUUUCCAAUAGUCACAGAUUCUAUUGUAACAUUCCUUUAAAAUGAAGGAACAAUGUAGAGCCUAAGUGUCCCUGGCUUCCACUUUCCUGGAAUUUUCCAGAUCCAAUUCAGUCUCAGUACGUGAGAAUCCUUCAUUAAACCUCUUCUUUUUUCUUAAAGAAACUUGAGCGUGAGCCCAUUUUAGCACGUUCCUCUCAAGCUGCUGGAGAACCAAACUUGUAAUGCAAAUAUUUUCAGAUUUCUGGAAAAUAAGACAAGAAGUAUACAAGAUUUAAUAGCUAAAAACUAUAUAGAAGCCCAAAUGAUAUAUUUAAAAAACUGGAAAGUUGUAGAGAGAGAGAGAGAAAAGUAAUGUUCAAAUCUCAGUGAAUAUAGGAAAGGAAAUAUAUAGCAUUCCACUUGUAACAUCUAUAAUUAGUGGAAAAAUGUGUUCAAACUCUUUUUUAUCAAUUUAUAGGAAGGCACUAGUAAAAUUAAAAACAAGGUGUUUACCUUCAGAAUCAUUGGGUGGUAGAGAGGACAAAGAAAGAGUCAGAUUCAAUGUUCUAGAAACUUUUCAUGGCAGGGUUACAAAAAAAUAAAAGAUUUUAAGCUGGCAAUCCCACCAUGGGUAUAUUUACUAAUUUGUGAUUUUACAUUUUAAAGUAUACUCCAAUAAUUAAAAUAUAGAAAUAUGAGAUAUUUGUAUCCAUGGAAUGAACAAUACUUGAGUAAGUUCACAAUGGCUUCAUACAAACCUAGCCAGUAAUAAUCCCUCAAGACAAUGUGCGUUUGCAGUAAGAGUUAUUAUUAACAGUAGUGGAGGCACGGGCGUGUUUCAUGUGGUCUUGAAUUUUUUUGGUGACUUUGAGUUUUUGAAUUCAAAUAUUCAAGCUAGGGAACGUUUGAAGAGCUUACAGCAGAUGCGGGAGCAGGGGCAGCUCCCCAGUGUGUGGUGUGUUCCGUCUAUGGAGUCGGAGGAGAUCUUUGUCAACAACUCUGCCCCGCUGGGCUGGUUGGUUCAGUGCUAUCAUGCCCCCUAGACAGUGAGCAUCUGACCUUGAUGCUGCAAGUUAGAGCACCACCCUGAACCCGCCGGGGCCGCACGCUUUCUCCUGGGGUCGUUCCCUCACACGUGACUGUCUGACAAAUACACCAAGCCAGGGCACCAGGGAAAUCCUGCUAUAUGUUAGGAGGGGUUUUUUCCUUUCUUGUAAAUAAAAAUAUAAACA